CCACUCGCUUGGACCCUUCUGCGCCGUCAAUGGCCAGUGGACUACAACCUGUACCAAUCUAUGUGCAUAUUCGAUUUAACCGGCAAAUACACAGACGCUGAUCAAUCUAAAAUAUAGCUUUCAUUAGUGCGACAAUAAACAUAUUGCUACUUGCGUUCGACCCGAUGACGUACCAUAUCGCACGCGAAGAAUCGGCGAGGCGUCAAGGCGUAGAUAGGCGAUCGACUACCGAGUACCGACCGUCUACUCACUGUCACCGUUUCCAAAUUGACUUUUGCCUUCCCAGUAACAGAUGGCGCCACCGCCCUCUAUUACACACACACUCACUGGUGACUGCAGCUCUACGACUCUUCAUUUCGUUAGAUUCAUCAAAUCAGCUGCGAAUUGUGUCUAAGUGAACAUUUGCGCUAGCAUAAGCGAGUAAGUGGUUAAAAUAAACGUAAAAAAGAGGACAUAGUGAAUGAUGCGAGUGAUCGAAAAUGCAUUAGGAAUUGAAUCAAUCAUGCUCGGUCUUGACAUCUCAUACUCAAGAACCACAGCUUCGUCCGACGCAUCGGAAGCUUUUACGGCAAUCUAAGGAUUUCCUCAAAGCUCGAUUCACGGCAACGACGACGGCCGUUAAUUAUAUACUACUUUGAGGUUAUGUUGUUUAUGAUUGUCAUUUACCAGUUUUGCUUAAACUCCGAAAACGCACAACAAUUUGGCACUUGCUAAAAGAACGGACAAAUAAAACAAGAUUAUUGCUAAAUUUUAGGUAACAUAAAAUAAUAAUUUCAACUCAUCGACAAUUUAUUUGUAUUCAAUAAUCGUUCUUCGAUAAGCGACGAUUAUAUCCAAAGUCAAGACAACAUCGUCUCGAGCAUUUUAUUGCCUUAUGCAAGUGUUGCAAUGAUCCUAUGCAAACUGAACUAAAUAGCAUUUGUUUAGGGUCUAGACAUAUUGUUGACUAGCCCUCAUGACAAUAACUUCGGAAACAAGAAGAUUCAAAGCAGAGCGCAGUAGCUACCAGUAGCGCAGCUUUUCGUUUCUUCAGGAGAUUUGAGAUCACAAUGAUGACCGAAUGCGAUCGACAGAUGAGGAUAGCAGCUGACGAUCGCCAGAUUCGCACGGCCGCAGAGUCACUAUUGAAUGCAUCGAUCAAUUCCGGCAGAAGCAGCUACGCUCAGAACUUAAGGAGUCCGGAUUACGUGAAUGAGGCGUUUGUAGCAGGCUUGCGUUACAAUGGCAGAAUGUCCAAUGUUCGCCGAUUUUUCUGCCUCUUUGUUACCUUUGACUUUCUCUUUACGAUUCUCAUGUGGCUAAUAUGUAUAAUGAUCUCCGGCAAAAGUGUUCAGACCUCUUUCGUGGAUCAGAUCGUCCAUUACAACGUCAAAACCUCGCUUUUUGACAUAGUUAUGACUGCAGCUUGUAGAUUUACAAUCCUCCUGUUAUUUUAUGCAUUACUGCACAUCAAUCAUUGGUUUGUCGUAGCAGCAUCUACGACGUUGACCUGUGCCUUUUUGCUGACUAAAGUCUUUCUUUAUGACUGGUCCAAACCCAGUCAGCCAGUGUUUGAAGUUCUACUUGUUCUUACGUCAUUUGUGCUGGUAUGGAGCGAAGUUUGGUUUUUAGAUAUAAAAGUGAUUCCACAAGAAUCUCAAGCACGAGAUUGGUUUUUGGGGUUUCCAGAUACUGAAAGAGCACCACUUCUUAGCCCCAGCUCAGUAGUGCCAGCUUUUAUGCCGGUGGAAAACGCUGGAUCUUUCUAUACGCCUAUGGAUUCACCUGACCAUUCUGACGACGAGGGUCAAAGCCAUAGGAGAAGAAUAGACAGCCAUCCGUCAUUUUUAUCAACCACAAUCGACCUAAAGUUGCCCUUAGAAAAGGUCGAGGAGUGUAAGCGAGAGGCGCCUUUGCUACUGAAGAAAUGCUACGAUCUGAUUGUGUCGCAAGACUGGAAAGUCGAACAAGUGACGGAGGAUGGCGACGUGGUCUCUUGGAUGGUUUUGCCGAAACCCGAUGGGAAAAUUUUCAAAAUUACAGGCAUAGUCGACGCGUCGGCCUCGAAGCUCGCAAGGUCAUUGUACGACAACAUCGAGUCGAGCACCUCGUGGAACCAGCAGAUAGAGGAGUCCAGGAAGAUCUGCGAUAUAGAUAGUAAUACGGAUCUGGUAUAUCAGGCAACAAAACCGUUCGGGAACGGAGCAGUAGCAGCUAGAGAUUUUGUGAUCCUUAGGCACAGGGGCAAGUAUAGCUCGUACUUUAUCAACAGUGGAAUUUCAGUCAACUUCAGCACAGUGCCAAAUCGGAAGAAUUACGUGAGAGGUGUAAACGGAUUGGGCUGCUUUGCGACUUGCAGCGUAGCGAGCGAUCAAGAGGACCGCUGUCAAUUUGUCUGGCUGCUCAACACAAAUCUCAAAGGUUGGAUCCCACAGAAAAUUGUCGAUGUGUCUUUGUCCAUGAUAUUGUCGAACUUCAUGAAGGCACUUAGAUGCCAUGCGCAUACACUGAAAGACUGACAAAACGUGAAUUUGGAAUUGUGGCGUGAAUCGAUUUAUGCAACUGCCAAUUCCAACUUGCGUCAAUCGAGUAAUUUCAAUGCUUUUAUUUUUAUAUGAUCCAUUCAUUCUCUCUCUCUCUCUCACUCGCUCUCUCCCUGUCAAGUGUAUAGAUAGUUGCAUUCACUUUUUUUUCAUUUUUUCAUUAAUCGUAAGAUUUAUUCAUUCGCUCCUGAUUCAACUAUUCUUUUGUAAAAUAUUUAUACGUAGCAAUGGAGUUGAUAUCCUAGUGAGACAUUUUAUUAGCUGUUCUUUUAAUCGAAUUAUUCCGACUUUAUUGACAAAUGAGUAUGUGAUAAAUAAUUUAUUUCUAACUUUUUUUAUAAAAUUGAUUACGAAGGAGGUUGCUCAUUGUCUUUACGUAUACACAUAUGCCUCCGCGCUUAUUUGUACAAAUAUUACAAACAUCAUGAAUUCAAUUCACAAUAGAAUCUUGUACAUUAUUUUAAGAAUUUUUUACCUCUAUACAUAAGAAUACUAAAAAAAUAACAAUAAUGAAUGAACAAAAUUUGUUAUUAAGCAAACGUAUGCUGGAAAAGACAAUUUAAAAUUGAUAUUAUAUUGAUAUUGUAAAAUACGUAAACGUGUGAAGUAUAAUGCGUGGUGAUCUAGUUUAUUUCAAUGAAAUCAAUAGUUUCACUACAAUAAUCCAUCUCUAAUGAAAGUUGUUGGUGCUAGGAAAUAAAAUUGAUUAGAAUUCUAGCCAUAGAGUCAAAUAAUUAAUAUGGAAAUCAUUACAAAAAAAGCGCAAUACAUAUUUCAUUGUACAAUCUGAAACUACGAAUUGGUAUGUAUACGAGAUAAAAUAUCUAGUUCGAACUAAGAAAGUUAAUAGCUUGGAUGGCCGUCAAUUCUAUCAGCAUUCUUUGAAAGCUUCGCUGUAUCAUUUAAAACGAAUAUUAUAAUGUGUCAUUGUAAUCGUAAAUUCUAAGAUACAUAAUGUAAAAUCAAAAUGUAAACUGUGAAUGUGUAAAAAAGUUAUACGAA
Molecule: messenger RNA, 3524 nt
Organism: Phymastichus coffea
Lineage: Eukaryota; Metazoa; Arthropoda; Insecta; Hymenoptera; Eulophidae
Gene: Start1
Product: glutaryl-CoA dehydrogenase, mitochondrial
Exons: 11
Coding region: 1050-2498 (482 amino acids)
Biological process (GO): fatty acid beta-oxidation using acyl-CoA dehydrogenase; fatty-acyl-CoA biosynthetic process
Cellular component (GO): mitochondrial inner membrane
Molecular function (GO): flavin adenine dinucleotide binding; fatty-acyl-CoA binding; glutaryl-CoA dehydrogenase activity
Source: RefSeq, a predicted model, not a curated record